Messenger RNA from Anneissia japonica, 703 nucleotides. RefSeq lists its product as uncharacterized. Lineage: Eukaryota; Metazoa; Echinodermata; Crinoidea; Comatulida; Comatulidae. The transcript has 3 exons. The record is from RefSeq and is a predicted model, not a curated record. Bases 276 to 689 code for a protein of 137 amino acids.
GACAAUGUCUUUAUUACAAUAAUACAAACAUUCAUAAUAACCAAAACCAACCUAAUAUAUAAGAGCAUUGAUUCCAUUCUAUACGAAUGAAUUCCAUCACUUAUUCUUGUACCAAUAUAUGAUAUAAAUAUUGUGAUACUGAUAGUGUCGGUUAUUCCUUUGAAUUAUUAUUUUCAUCAUUAUCAUUUAUAAAUCUUCAAAGCUAAAAUAUUUCCCUUUGUUGUGCUGAUGUAGUUUGCAGCCGCCAUCCAGUGAAAUAUACUAUAAUUUUUUGUAUGAUCUUGUUAUUACAGAGAGGGAAUACACCUCUUCAUUAUUAUGAUCGUAAUAAAUGUAGUAAAUACGAAGUAUCAACAAAGGAGGAAAAGAAAGAUGAACUUAAAAAAUUGCUUAUAGAGCUAUCAGUUCCAGGAGAAAUAUUAGCGAGAGGUCCUGAAGCCAUUAAAGCAUUCGCAUAUGAAGUCCAGAAUGGGGAAAUUACGAUGGUUAAUUCCAGAGUCAUGUUCCUUGGGAAAGAAGGGGUGGGCAAAACUAGUUGUGUCCGUUCCAUGCUUGGCAAAGUAUUUUACAGCAAUGAACCAUCAACAGAUGGUAUUGUAACAACAACAGUAUUUCAAACGGUUGAUGGAGAUUGCAGCGAAUGGAAGGAACAGAAGGAUGUGGAUGGUAUGAAUAUUAUACUUCCUUAAAAUAUCAAUAAUUU